ACGGGCAAAUACAGCGGAAAAAAAAACUGUCCGGUUCCGAAGUUGGCAGCGGUGACGAACGAGAAGACGAAAUGGAUGACUGGGAGGAGGAGGAAGGCGAUAAGGAGGAUAUUGAUGAAAACGAAGUUCGUGAGCAAGUUGGAAGAGCCCAUAUGAAGACAAUGCUUGAUCAAGACCAGCGUGAAGUUCGACUUUUUCAAGAGCUUUUUCUCGAAGAUGGAGAUUUGCAUUCUGAUGGCGGUGGAAGGCAAAGACAAUUUCGGUGGAAACAGGCUGAUGGUGAAAAUACUGAGGAGACGGUGCCCGUCCAAAAAAUCAAGAAGAUGAAGAAGAUGAAGCUGCUGAAGAACAGGAUGAUCUCACAUGGAGAAAAAUUCACAGUGAUAGAGAAAAAUGGCUCCUGCAACAAAAGUCGCAACAGGAAACGAAUAAAGAAGUGCCAUUGGUUAUGAGCCGGCAAACUAAAAUGGUGAAAAUCAACACUGCUUCCAAAACCAUUAAUCAAAUUACAGAAGGCGAUUCCUCCGCUGCUACUGCCAACGCCAAGCAGUCAACGCAUUCUAAGGCGAACAUUGUGACCACUGUAGGUUACUUUUACAAAGUGCUUAACACAUUGUAGAGAUCAGCGCUUAUAUACUUUCCUACU
Molecule: messenger RNA, 646 nt
Organism: Daphnia magna
Lineage: Eukaryota; Metazoa; Arthropoda; Branchiopoda; Diplostraca; Daphniidae
Product: claspin-like
Exons: 2
Coding region: 72-452 (126 amino acids)
Biological process (GO): activation of protein kinase activity; mitotic G2 DNA damage checkpoint signaling; mitotic DNA replication checkpoint signaling
Molecular function (GO): anaphase-promoting complex binding
Source: RefSeq, a predicted model, not a curated record